Messenger RNA from Anguilla rostrata (American eel), 2708 nucleotides. It is a transcript of the gene adad1, whose product is annotated as adenosine deaminase domain containing 1 (testis-specific). The record is from RefSeq and is a predicted model, not a curated record. Gene Ontology annotation, cellular component: nucleolus; cytoplasm. Bases 162 to 1907 code for a protein of 581 amino acids. Gene Ontology annotation, molecular function: tRNA-specific adenosine deaminase activity; double-stranded RNA adenosine deaminase activity; double-stranded RNA binding. The transcript is spliced from 12 exons. Gene Ontology annotation, biological process: RNA processing; adenosine to inosine editing. Lineage: Eukaryota; Metazoa; Chordata; Actinopteri; Anguilliformes; Anguillidae.
AUUCGCCUAGGCAAGUCACGGGUCACAGAAAUCCGCCUCUGACUUCUGCAAUUCCUUCCUUCUCAUCCUGACCUGACUAUAGCUAGUGACUGCAAGUUUGCUGUUGGCAAUCCAAUAAGGUAACGCUGUUGGCUACAGUAUUUCUCAAUUAUUUAAACAGAAUGCUUGGAUGUUGUCAAAAGUAUUUGUGUGUACAAAUGAUGGGUCGAGGGGUACCAUACCGUGAUUCCAGGGGAGCCAGUUUCUCCGAGAUCCUGAAGAAGAACGCUGCUUCCCUGCCCGGUGUGAACCUGUCCUACCUGCCCAUGUCCACGGAGGACGUCAACAACAACCUGCUGCUGCAUCCUGCAAACAGCAGCCCCAAACCUAAAACAGGUUGUAAAUCUACUAAGAACAUCCCAUCCGAACUGAUCAAAAGAUAUCAGCGGGGCGAGACUCACGCUGUGUCAGCCCUCUAUCAGCUUUCUCAGGUACUGCAAUUUCAGCUAGAGUUGAAGGAAACUGUGACCACAGGUAACAUCCAGGGGUUCUAUUUCGCAUUCUGCGCUGUGAUCGAUGGCGUGGAGUACAAGACCGGGAUGGGACAGACCAAGAAGGAGGCCCGUGCCAAAGCGGCGCAGCUCGCCCUGGAGGACCUGCUACCCACCCUGGGGUCGCAGACUAUGCUACCUGACGCGUCAGAGGGUCCUCCUCCACUGCCUGCGAAAGAGAAGGAAUGUGCCAUGGCAGACUUCCACUCUGGGAGAGCAACCUGUGAGAGGAAGAGUACCUUCAACACACAGAUCCCAAAGGCUGUGAAGGAAGCUUACAGCAAGCUAUUGGAAGUGUGCCCCGAAUUCUUCUCCAGUGGGGGUACUUUGGCGGCUUUUGUCACUCAAUCACCUGCGGGGUGCGAAGUGGUUGCCAUGGGAACAGGGGAUUUCAAUACCAAAGAGACUGUCACAUCCAACGGACGGACCCUCCAUGAUUCCCAUGCUGUGGUGACUGCACGCCGAUCCCUGAUGCGGUACCUGUUCAGACACCUCCUGCUGUUCUUCAGUAAGAAUCGCGCCCUGGUAGAGAAGUCCAUUUUCCAACAGGAUGAGACCACCAAACUACUGAGCCUGAAGAGUCACAUUUCACUUCACCUAUACCUGAACCAACUUCCUAAAGGUGCCGCCCAGAUCCCCUCUCACCUCCGGCUGAACCCUCUGUCCAUCGCGGCCUGGGAGGUGAACAACCAGAUCGGCUUGCACGUCACCAUCCAGGGCAAGGUCUUCUCCGUCUUCUCCUCGACCUUUGAUCAGACCGCCACCAAAGUGGUGAGCAUGUCAGCCAGCGACAAGCUGACCCAGUGGCAGGUGCUGGGCUUCCAGGGAGCCCUCCUCAGCCAUUUCAUUGAGCCCAUUUACGUCAGCACCAUUCUCGUAGGCGAUGCGUCCUGUAGUGACGUGCGUGGGGUGGAGAUUGCAGUAAGUCAGCGUGUGGAAGGCAUCACGUCCCGCCUGCCUAUUUUCUACUGCGUGUACCGGCCACUGAUCAGCCUGGUGCCCGCUGUCUGCCCCGAGAGCUCCACCUCGUCCUCCACAGGUUCUGCCCACCGCGCCCUCGCCAUCAACUGGUGCCAAGGAGACGUGUCCCUGGAGGCCGUGGAUGGGCUGGAGGGCCGGUCCGUCGAGGACUCUCCGUUUAAGAGUGGCCCCGCCUUGGCCAGCCGUCUGUGCAAAGCCGCUAUGCUGAGCCGCUUCAACCUGGUAGCACAAGAAGCUCAGAGGCCCGACCUGCUGGCUGCUGUGUCUUACAGAGAGGCUAAGAUGAUGGCAAAGCCAUACCAGGAGGCCAAGAACGUGCUCAAGUCCUACCUCUCACAGAAGGGCUAUGGCUCUUGGCCAGUCAAAUCCCCAGUCAGUGACCACUUCUGCAUGUGAGGGGAUCGCAACUACAGAGUGCCUGCUGUCUUGUUAGACUGGUCAGAUCAGCAGAAACGUUAAACCUGCAGACGCUGCAGCCCCAUCUGGGCUGGAGUUGGAUAAACGCAAUUUGUAACAGUCCUGUCAUUUAACAAAAAUUUGUGACUCUGGCAUGUGACCAGCUUAUGUAUUGCAUGUGAACUGAAUAGCUAUUGGAAUCACACUUGGAUCAAGUAUUUGUUUGAAAUAAUUUAACUCUGGUUUAAAAACACCAUUGAAUGAUAACGAGUUUUGGUGUGAUUAUUGGGGAAAAUAGAUGUUUUCUUUUAAAAUGGUCAGUAAUCCUCUGAAAUUGUUUCCAUUGGUUAAAGUAUUUCAGAUAUGCAUUUGAUCCAGGUGUGGUUUUGAUAGACUCGAGAUUCUUCUGUUCUGUUCGGUCCGUGUCAGUCCCCGACAGAGACCGCUGUGAGAGAAGCCAAAAAUCAAGGUUAUGAAACUGUGUUCUGAGUUCAUGCUGUUAUUUUUAUAAAACGCUUAUGUCAAAAUUUCCUGGCUUGUAAGCAAUUGACUCUGUCAUGAUUAGUAAUUACCACACAAGUUGCUUCUGCUCAGUUUGUUAGUGUGAAAAGAUAAGUUUAGUUAUUUAGAAAAAUUUUGUUAUUUGCAGUUCUUUGUGGUCUCCCUCAGUCUUUGAAUUAGCACUUCAAUAUAAACGUACAAUAAAUCAUAUAUUAUAAUUAAAAUAAAAUUUAGAAAAGCAUUGUUUUCCUGUAAAGUUUGCCUUCUUGAAGCAUUAAAUGAAAAAUAUUGUGAAACACA